Molecule: messenger RNA, 1112 nt
Organism: Aspergillus fijiensis CBS 313.89
Lineage: Eukaryota; Fungi; Ascomycota; Eurotiomycetes; Eurotiales; Aspergillaceae
Exons: 1
Coding region: 414-767 (117 amino acids)
Source: RefSeq, a predicted model, not a curated record
CGGAAGUAGCCUUGUAAUCUCUGUGGGAAAGGUUGAGAGUAGAAUCGCCACCAAAGAAGAGAAGUGAGAUAUUGUGUUGCUUCAAUUAAUCGGGAUUGAUUGAUGAGAGCGAAAGGGAAAGGAGGAAGGAGGAAGGAAGGAGGGGAAAGAAUUGGGAAUUUGAGGCGGUACUUGGUCCGGGGUAAGGCCAAGGGAAGAGCGUAGUCCGAAAGUGGGCUGUGGAGGGGAGAGAGAGAGCCUGGAGACCGAGAGAGACUCUUGUAAAAUUGUAAGAGUUGGUUCCAUCCAAGUUGUGUUAGUUGUUGCCAGCCAGGUAAAACUGGCUGGAUUGAGACACAAUCAAUAGGCGCAAAGAGCGCCAGAGGCGGUGGACCACGCCCCACUUCAUUAGGAGGGCGGUAAAUCUCGGCAGUAUGUCACCUGCCUCGCGCUCUCUCUCUCUCUCUCUCUCUCUCUCUCUCUUUCUCUGUCGUCUCUUGUCAUCCCCAGAUUCUCGGAUAACUCCGUUGUGGAUCAUCUGGAUGGUCCAUUCCCACCUCCAUGAAUCUGGCCAUGGUUACCAUGCAGCUGAUGGCACUGAUACCAAAUUCCAAAGCAUUUUGAAAGCAUUCUCUUUGCCGUCACUUCUUUCCCCCUCCUUAGCCCCUCAGCUCUGUCCUCAUUACCCCUCGAUAUGUAAUCCCCGCGCUUCACGCGAGACGGACAGAUCUUCCCGUUUCGGGGUCCGUGAGACAAAACUAGGACGGCUCGGUGAUCCUACACAGUAAGAGCGCCCCACGGACACUGUCGGACCACGUUGGAUCGUCGCAUAGGCGCCUUAUUGUUCUCCCAAUAAUCCAUCCGGGUUUGAUGGACAUUGGGCUUCCGCCUAGAGAAUCUGCAGGGGCUGAGAGGCCAUCACACCUGCAUGCUUCUCUUCCUUCGGUCUUUCCCCGGGCUCCAAGCCGGUGACGUAACUGAUGGGUGAUGCUCUCCGGCCGAGGGGCCUCUUUUGCCGAUGUAGGUCUUGGCUCGAGUGGCCGCUCUCUUCCGCAGUCAUAAUGGUCCUGGGGUGUGCAUGUGUGUGUGUGUGUGUGUGUGCGCGCUUGGGCCAUGAUAGAAAAUAAAGAGAG